AUCAUUCACUACUCUUCCUCAAAUAGCAUAAAUCUUCUGCUGGUUGCAAGCUAAACCAUGCAAGCCAGGGAGAUCUCAGGGCUAAAUUAUUUACUCCCUUCAAACCCAUCUUCAUCUCCAUACCCUUCUAAUAACUACACCAUGAUUCAAAACAACAUUCCCACAUUUCAAUUCCAAAGAUUCCCUAACCAAUUAUAUGGUUACAACCACAACCCUCCUUAUCAAGUUCAUGACUUUAGUCCUCAAUCAUCAUGCAUAAGCAGCAACUCCACUUCAGAUGAAGCUGAGGAGCAAAACCUAAGUCUCCUCAAUGAGAGGAAGCACAGAAGGAUGAUAUCAAACCGAGAAUCUGCACGUAGAUCACGCAUGAGGAAGCAGAAACACCUUGAUGAACUGUGGUCACAAGUUGUUUGGCUAAGAAAUGAGAAUCACCAGCUCAUAGACAAGCUGAACCAUGUGUCAGAGAGCCAUGAUCAAGUGCUUCAAGAGAAUGCUCAGCUAAAAGAGGAAGCUUCAGAACUUCGCCAAAUGCUAAGGGACAUGCAGAUACAUAGUCCUUCCCCUUCUUCUUUCACCCCUUUGGAAGAUGAAGUCCCUUGCAACUCAGCAUAUCUCAGAUCUGAUUCUUCAAACCAAUCAAACUCUAGUAACAUGCUUGGCUAA
Messenger RNA from Abrus precatorius (Indian licorice), 663 nucleotides. RefSeq names its product basic leucine zipper 43-like. The transcript has a single exon. The coding region runs from base 58 to 663 and encodes 201 amino acids. Gene Ontology annotation, biological process: regulation of DNA-templated transcription. Gene Ontology annotation, molecular function: DNA-binding transcription factor activity. The record is from RefSeq and is a predicted model, not a curated record. Lineage: Eukaryota; Viridiplantae; Streptophyta; Magnoliopsida; Fabales; Fabaceae.